This is a messenger RNA of Talaromyces rugulosus, 1296 nucleotides long. RefSeq lists its product as uncharacterized. Gene Ontology annotation, molecular function: transmembrane transporter activity. The record is from RefSeq and is a predicted model, not a curated record. The transcript is spliced from 7 exons. The coding region runs from base 1 to 1296 and encodes 431 amino acids. Gene Ontology annotation, biological process: transmembrane transport. Gene Ontology annotation, cellular component: membrane. NCBI's taxonomy places the organism in Eukaryota, Fungi, Ascomycota, Eurotiomycetes, Eurotiales, Trichocomaceae.
AUGGACGAUUCCAAAAAUGACUCGAAAAAUAUUGAGAACGCUAUUGCCAACGAUCCACUUGCAAGAUAUUCAGAUGCACAAAAGACCAAAGCUCUCCGAAAAUUGGAUUGGAGUCUAAUUCCACUGCUUGGGGUUAUAUACAUGCUUUCUUACAUCGACCGUGGAAACAUUGGAAAUGCCUACACGGCGGGAAUGGGCAGUGCCUGGGGCAUUGCUUCUAAUCAAUAUUCCUGGAUAAUUACUGCAUACUAUCUGGCUUAUAUUGCUUUCCAAUGGUUCAUUCUUCUGUGGAAAGUUAUUUCACUUCCUGCAUGGGUCGCGCUCAUGGCUCUUAGCUGGGGCAUAACGAGUAUAUUGCAAGCUGCGACAACAAAUUUCGCCGGGUUAAUGGCCUUGCGGUGCCUUCUUGGAGUAUUCGAAGCUGGGUUUGCUCCCGGUGUUGCAUUGUUUCUCUCGUUUUUUUAUCACCGCUCGGAGAUGGCAUUCAGGUAUGGACUUUUUAUCUCGUUUUCGCCAAUUGCCAACUGCUUCGCGUCUGCCAUGGCGUACGGUAUUGUUCACGCAAGAACUUCGCUAUCUUCAUGGAAAUUGCUCUUUAUUAUUGAGGGUAUACCCACUUUAUUGAUGCUGCCUUUGGCCUACAUUUUUCUUCCCAAAGCACCGGGUCACUGUCGAUUUCUUAACCAAAUAGAAAAUGAAAUCGUGUCCCUUCGCGCCGCACAGGGGCGGGGACAUGAAGAAGAAGGAAAGCUUAACUUUAAACAAGUUUGCACCGCUUUCUAUGACUACAAGAAUUAUAUUCAAGCAGUCAUAGCAUUCUGCUUGAACUCCGCCUUUGCCGCGUUACCUGCGUUUUUGCCAACCAUCAUCGAAGAUAUUGGUUAUUCUUCUGUUCAAUCACAAGGCCUCUCCGCGCCUCCGUUCAAAAACCGCUCCGUAUUUCUCAGCUCUCUAAGCAUCAUUGGAGCAGUCGGGUUUCUUAUCCAGGCCCUCGUGGAAACUAGCGGAGCGCGAUACUUUGCAACCUAUCUUAUCUGUGGCGGGGUGUUUCCUGCAGUUGCUCUGACCUUCACCUGGGUGACAGAUAACCAGGGUUCAGCUUCCAAGUGCGGUGCUGGCUUGGUUAUCUUCGGGCUUCUCUUCUUUGCUGCUAUUCUUGUUCAAUUUUUGAGGUUUCUAAUGAGCCGUGAAAAUAAGCGGCGCGAUGAGCGGUACGGCAUUGUGGAUAGUGGAGAGAUGCCGGAGAAUGUUGCUGACUCUGGCGAUGACCACCCUGAUUUUCGCUUCAUGUUGUAG